GACAGAGCUGAAAGGUUCUCAAAGGUUCUGGGUCGUAAGACCGUUCGCGUGAUUUCCAUAAUUCUGAUAUUCGUUCCGGUUAAAAAAAUUUCGCGUUGCUUGAGGAAUUAACUGUCGUUCUGUCAGAUCGUAUUGCGUUUUCAUUCCGCUCGACUAAAUUUAGAUACAAAAGGAGGGAGCAUCAAAAUUUCUGUAUAGCUUAUCAGAUGUACGAAACGUAACCUUCACGAACGUGAGAUUAUCUUUGGGGUUAGAACGAUUCAAUACAACUCCUUUUAUCACGGCUCCUUUACGGUCGAUAGAACGCGCGAAAUAAUGCCGGCGCCGAAUUCCAUCAGCGUAGCCGUAAUAUGUUCCAGUAACAUGAACAGGAGCAUGGAGGCACACGCUUUCCUGAGCAAAAAGGGAUUUAACGUGAAGUCUUUUGGAACUGGAGAUAAGGUCAAAUUACCUGGAACCGCACCGGACCGUCCAAAUAUCUAUGAUUUUGGAACUUCGUACGAAGAGAUCUACAAUGAUCUAUUGAUGAAAGACAAGCAAUAUUAUACGCAAAAUGGUUUAUUGCAUAUGCUAGAUCGGAAUCGUAGAAUAAAACCUAGGCCCGAACGAUUUCAAUUAUCUAAAGACAAAUUUGACAUUUUGAUAACGUGCGAAGAGCGUGUAUACGAUCAAGUAAUCGAAUGCAUGGACUCUCGAAUUAAAGAGGAUAACCAACCUGUACAUUUGAUCAAUAUCGAUAUCCAGGAUAAUCAUGAGGAAGCUACAGUAGGAUCUUUUCUUAUAUGCGAGCUAGUGACAGUGUUGGCGAAUAGCGAAGAUUUGGACAAUGACAUAGACGAAUUACUUCAUGAAUUUGAGUCGAAAUUCGCGAGAACAAUAUUGCACACUGUGCUAUUUUACUGAGACUCAGUUACCGUCACGGGAAUCGUCAAGAACGUGGUGUUCAUCGAACCUCAAGCUUAUUUAUAUAUAAAAGAAGUUAAAUUAUGUAUAACAAAUAUAUCGCGUACAUACGUUAA
Molecule: messenger RNA, 1019 nt
Organism: Linepithema humile (Argentine ant)
Lineage: Eukaryota; Metazoa; Arthropoda; Insecta; Hymenoptera; Formicidae
Gene: Ssu72
Product: Ssu72 CTD phosphatase
Biological process (GO): termination of RNA polymerase II transcription
Cellular component (GO): nucleus; mRNA cleavage and polyadenylation specificity factor complex
Molecular function (GO): RNA polymerase II CTD heptapeptide repeat phosphatase activity
Source: RefSeq, a predicted model, not a curated record